This is a messenger RNA of Talpa occidentalis (Iberian mole), 1862 nucleotides long. It is a transcript of the gene PDIA5, whose product is annotated as protein disulfide isomerase family A member 5. Bases 130 to 1695 code for a protein of 521 amino acids. Gene Ontology annotation, molecular function: protein disulfide isomerase activity. The transcript has 17 exons. Gene Ontology annotation, biological process: protein folding. Gene Ontology annotation, cellular component: endoplasmic reticulum. Lineage: Eukaryota; Metazoa; Chordata; Mammalia; Eulipotyphla; Talpidae. The record is from RefSeq and is a predicted model, not a curated record.
AGACGUGGCACCGGGAACUCGGAGGCGGGGAGUGGCUGGGAAGUGGCCGUGGCGGUUGCACCCGACUGGGCGGGCGGGCGCGGGAGCCCGAGUGGAGACCGGAGCCGGCCGUGCGCGGCGGCGGCGGGGAUGGCGCGAGCCGGGCGGGCGUGGCUGCUGCUGCUGCUGGGCAUCUGGGUGGUCCUGCCAAUGUGGCUGUGCUCCACAAAGGUCUCCUCACUCAUCGAGAGAAUCUCUGACCCCAAGGACUUGAAAAAACUUCUCAGGACCCGGAAUAAUGUACUGGUGCUUUACUCCAAAUCUGAGGCCGCAGCUGAAAGUCAUCUCAGGUUAUUGUCCACUGUGGCCCAGGCGGUGAAAGGACAAGGCACCAUCUGCUGGGUAGACUGUGGUGACGCAGAGAGUAGAAAAUUGUGCAAGAAGAUGAAAGUUGACCUGAGCCCAAAGGACAAAAAGGUCGAAUUAUUCCAUUACCAGGAUGGUGCGUUUCAUACUGAAUAUAACCGAGCUGUGACAUUUAAGUCCUUAGUGGCAUUUCUGAAGGAUCCAAAGGGGCCCCCACUAUGGGAGGAAGAUCCUGGAGCCAAAGAUGUUGUUCACAUUGACAGUGAAAAGGACUUCAGACGCCUCCUGAAGAAGGAAGAGAAGCCGCUGCUGAUGAUGUUCUAUGCCCCCUGGUGCAGCAUGUGCAAGAGGAUGAUGCCACAUUUCCAGAAGGCUGCAACCCAGAUGCGAGGCCACUCUGUGCUCGCCGGGAUGAACAUCUACCCCUCAGAAUUUGAAAACAUCAAGGAGGAAUACAACGUGCGUGGCUACCCCACCAUCUGCUAUUUCGAGAAAGGACGGUUUCUGUUCCAAUAUGAUAACUAUGGGUCCACAGCCGAGGACAUUGUGGAGUGGCUGAAGAAUCCGCAGCCGCCACAGCCCCAGGUCCCCGAGACUCCCUGGGCAGAUGAGGGCGGCUCCGUUUAUCACCUGACCGAUGAAGACUUUGACCAGUUUGUGAAGGAACACUCCUCUGUCCUCGUCAUGUUCCACGCCCCAUGGUGUGGACACUGUAAGAAAAUGAAGCCAGAGUUUGAGAAUGCAGCAGAAGUCCUCCACGGAGAAGCAGACAGCUCUGGUGUCCUUGCAGCUGUCGAUGCUACUGUCAACAAGGCCCUGGCAGAAAGAUUCCACAUCUCUGAGUUUCCUACACUGAAGUACUUUAAGAAUGGAGAGAAAUACGCAGCACCCAUGCUCAGAACAAAGAAGAAGAUUAUUGAGUGGAUGCAAAACCCUGAGGCCCCUCCACCCCCUGAGCCCACCUGGGAAGAGCAGCAGACCAGCGUGUUGCAUCUGGCAGGAGACAACUUCCGGGAGACCCUGAAGAAGAAGAAACACACCUUGGUCAUGUUCUAUGCUCCUUGGUGCCCACACUGUAAGAAAGUCAUCCCGCAGUUUACUGCCACUGCUGACGUCUUCAAAGAUGACCGGAAGAUUGCCUGUGCUGCUGUUGACUGUGUCAAAGAUAAGAACCAGGACCUGUGUCAGCAAGAGGCCAUCAAAGGCUACCCCACUUUCCAUUACUACCACUAUGGGAAGUUUGCAGAAAAGUAUGACAGCGAUCGGACGGAACUGGGAUUUACCAACUUUAUUCGAACCCUCCGGGAGGGAGACCAUGAGAGACAAGGGAAGAAGAAGGAAGAGUUGUAAUUUCUGCCUCAGAGAAAGCUUUUCCAUUACACUGUGAAUGAUCCCUGUUUUGUUGUUCUUUCUGAAUUUCCAUGUUCUGAAGACAGAGUUUUUUAUAGCCAGUUAUGGCCAUUUUGUACAAUUUUGAAAUAAAAUUAAACCAAUUGUUUGGUGGUGUGGGUUAUUUC